AUGGUGGGUGUGGCGAGCUUUGUUGUGGCUUGUGCUGGUAGCAGAUUGGAGGCUCUAAUCUUCGUCUGCUAUGGUGGUUCCGCUGAAUUGUUUUGUCGGUGCAGCAGGGUGGUGAAAGUCGCUGAGCCUGCAAGUUUUUUCAGGAGUUUGAUUGCUGUAUCGUGGCCGAUUUACAGAUUACCUAUUGUCGGAAUUGGUUGUGAUCAAGGUUUUAAAAAACGGUCGCGUUGCGGCUUUCGCGAUUUCGGAGUCAUGGUUUUGGUUCACCGAGGGCAAAACGCGACAGUCAAUAGCGGCUUGGGGUCCCGAGCUGGAAAUGUCUACUGGGACAGAAGUGCAAAGGAAUCAAUCGAUUAUGAAGUCUGUUCUGAAGUUCAAGAUUGUGCAGUAACAGUCUUUGUUUAA
Vicia faba (fava bean) is the source of this 405-nucleotide messenger RNA. Lineage: Eukaryota; Viridiplantae; Streptophyta; Magnoliopsida; Fabales; Fabaceae. The record is from the annotation of a GenBank genome assembly.